AUGCAAUAUGCAUCUGUUCAAUAUUCUAUACUUUAUAAUGAAUUUAUUGAUUUACAAAAAGAAUUUUAUCCAUAUUAUGGUUAUCCAUUAGAAGAACAAUGGACAUCAACAACUGCAAUUACUGGAUGGACAUCUGGAUUUUUUCCUGGUGUCUAUUGGAAUAUUGUCCAAUAUAAUUCUACACGACAAGCAUUACAACGUGCAAUUGAUGUAACAUUACCAACGGCUGCAUUUGCAAAUAGUACAAGUCCAUAUAAUGCUGGUUUUAUAAUAAUGUCUGGUUUUGGUAAUGCAUAUCGUUUAUUAAAAAUAAAAGAGUAUUUAGAUAUUGUUAUAAUGGGUGCACAUUCACUUGCAACUCAAUAUUCUUCAAUUGUUCGUUGUUUACGUUCAGUGGAUAGUCCGCAAGGUUAUUUAGUUUAUAUUGAUAAUAUGAUGAACUUAGAAUUAUUAUUUGAAGUAAGUAAUCAAACUAAAGAUCAAUAUUUAUAUGAUAUAGCUUGGCAACAUGCAAAUAGAACUAUGUAUGAACAUUUUCGCGAUGAUAAUAGUACUUAUCAUGUUAUUGAAUAUAAUGAAACAGAUGGAAAUGUUAUUCGAAAAUAUACUGUUCAAGGUUAUGCUGAUUGGUCAACUUGGUCUCGAGGACAAUCAUGGGCAAUUUUUGGAUUUACUAUUGCUUAUCGUUAUACAAAAUAUCAACCAUUUCUUGAUAAAGCAAUUGGUGCAACAAAUUAUGUUCUAUCACAUCUUUUAAAUCCGAAUGAUUUAAUUCCUUUUUGGGAUUAUGAUGCACUAAAUAAUUCUAAAUUAUCAUAUCAACCUAAAGAUACAUCAGCUGCAGCUAUAUUUGCUAGUGCACUUAUUGAAAUAUCUCAAUAUGUAUCAAUACCUGACUUAAAAAAUCAUUAUUUAUCAAAUGCAAAAUCAAUUAUUAAUCAAUUAUCUACUCCGAAAUAUUUAAUAUAUGGUGAUAAACAAUAUAAAUUGUCUGCUUUACUUGCUAAUGGAACAAUAGGUCCUUAUCCAAAAAAUCCAUAUGAUGUAUCAUUAUCAUUUGGUGAUUAUUAUUUAACACAAGCUAUCAUACGUCAACAGCGACAAUCAUGUCGAUUACGUUGGGCUGAAUCAUCGUGGACAAGAUGGAUACAGAUACCACUAUUUUUGUGGGUAUCACCUAUUCUUUCCUUGGCUAAUAAACGUACGCUUGUUGAAGACGAUCUUAAUGAUCUUGCUGACAAGGAAAAAUGUUCGAUAUUAUUGAAUAGAGUAAAUCAGCAUAGUUCUAAAUGGCCAGGCACAUGGGAUGUAUUCGUUAAAAUAUUUUAUAAAGACUUUUUAACAAGUAUGCUGCUUGUUUUUCCAUUCUGCAUAGCUCGCGUUGCACAGCCGUUGCUUAUUCGUCAAAUGGUUCUCUAUAUUAAAGAUCAAUCGGGAUUACCCUCUUAUUUGGGUUAUCUAUAUGCUAUUGCCCUUUGCAUUGCUGCAAUUGUGCAAGCAAUCACUCAACAACAGAUAAUAUUUCGAAAUACACGCGUAGGCGUGCGAGCUCGCAAUGCAUUAUCAUCUACUAUCUAUAAGCACUUGUUAACCAUCAAUACUGCAGCUCUACACAAGACUACUGCGGCUCAGACGAUUAAUUUAGUAUCAAACGAUGCUAAUAAAUUUGCAGAAUUAAGUAUUUUCGUACAUGGUUUGUUAAUGGUACCUUUGGAUUCUUUGGCAAUGUUUGGCCUCAUUUGGUGGACGAUCGGUUUACCAACAUUAUUCGGCUAUUCAGUAUUGUUUCUAUUAAUACCAAUACAGUUCAUUUUCAGUAGAAAAUUUAGUCAAUACAGAAAGGCUACAAUGGCAUGUACAGACAAACGGGUGCAAACAAUCAAUGAAAUUGUCAACGGAUGUCAAAUUAUAAAAAUGUACACUUGGGAAAAAGCCAUGGAGCAACGCGUACUUGAAACACGUCUACAGGAAGUUUCAAACGUUCGAAAAGCAAGCAGUUUAAGAGCUCUCAAUGUUGCUAUGGCGUUCGUAGCGUCACCUUUGAUCUCUCUUGCUACAUUCGGUGGUAGUUGGUUAAUGGGUCGUACGUUGCUUCCAGAGAAUGUUUUCUCGACACUAUCCUUCUUCGGCAUGGUUCGACUUCCAUUGACAAUUACGAUGCCAUACUUUAUUGAAAAAUUCAGUGAAGCUCGUAUUUCUGCAAGAAGAAUUGAUAAAUUUAUGCAACUGGACGUACUGCAAAAUAGAAGUGAAAAAAUGAAAAAUGGAAAUGAUGUUUAUGCAAUUAUGAUGGAAAAUGCAUCAUUUUCUUGGAAAGAUGCUCCUUCUUUAUCUUCUCUCAAUUUGACAAUCAAACACGGCAACUUAAUUGGGGUAAAAGGUGCCAUCGGUGCUGGUAAAUCAACUCUACUAGCUGCUAUUCUCGGUGAGAUCAAUCUUGUCAGUGGAAAAUCACAAGUAAAUGCUACAUCGAUUUCAUAUGCUCCACAAUCGGCAUGGAUAUUUGCUGACACAGUGCGAGCUAAUAUUCUACUUGGUAAACCACUCGAUGAAGAACGUUACAAUAGUGUAAUAAAAGCAUGUUGUCUUGAUAUUGAUCUACAGAAUUUUGGCGAAACGGGUGAUUUAUUGAUGAUUGGUGAUAAAGGUGUUAAUUUAAGUGGAGGACAAAAAGCUCGAAUAUCACUUGCUCGUGCACUUUAUGCUGAUGCUGACCUAUAUUUACUCGAUGAUCCACUUGCUGCUGUUGAUCCCAAAGUGGCCAAAAGUAUUUUUGAUCAAUGCAUCGGUCCAUAUAGUCUCCUUCGUGGAAAAACACGAAUAUUGGUUACACAUCAGACACACUUUUUAAUUGAAACAGAUCAAAUGUUUCUCGUAGAAAAUGGGCACAUCGAAGAAUUAAACAUUGAACAACACACCACAAUUCAGCCGUCGAAUGAAACAUUAGAAACAGAUCCAUCUGACAACAAGGAAACAGAUUGGAAACUUGAUACUUCUAUAACUGAUAUAAAUUCAAUUGUGACAAGUGAAAAAUCAGCUGAUGGUAGUAUUAAAUGGAAAGUUUGGCUAGAACUAUUUACUGCACCUCCGUUACGUUGGUUUGGCUUUUUACUUAUGAUUAUUAUAAUAUUUGGCAAUGAGGCGUUGUAUGAUUUUACAAAUAGUUGGCUAGCACGAUGGUCCAGUAAAGAUGAAACUGAACAACAGUCAUCAUUUUAUAUUAAUGUCUAUCUUGGAGUUAUAUUUGCUACAUUGUUCGUUGCAGUGAUACGUGUUGGCUUUAUCAUUUAUAUCAUGUUAUGUGGUUCAACCCAUUUUCACAAUCGAAUGCUGAAUGGUAUCUUGUAUACAUCGUUACGUUUCUUUGAAAAUAAUCCAAGUGGACGAAUCUUGAAUCGAGCAAGUAAAGAUCAACAAGUAGUAGAUGAAGCAUUACCUCUUGCUUUAAUUGAUACUAUGCAAUGUCUACUAUUAUCUUUUGGUUCUAUCGUAGUCGUUGGAAUAGCCAAUCCAUGGGUACUUUUAAUUCUCAUUCCGUUGACUCCUGCAGUUUUUUGGCUUCGUCGAUUUUACAUGAGUUCGAGUCGACAGCUCAAGCGAUUGGAAAGUGUAACACGUAGUCCUGUUUAUACAUUGUUCUCAACUUCAUUAGAUGGACUCACUAGUAUUCGUGCGUUUAAUGUUCAAGAUAGUUUUUUGAAUAUGUUCAUAGAAAGAAUCGAUGCGAAUACACGAGCUGCCUUCAUUCUCAGUGCCACUACACAUUGGUUUGGUUUAAGGCUUGAUCUUAUAGCAUCUUCACUCACUUUGAUUACUGGUAUUCUCGCCGUAGCGUUGCGCCAUCAAAUAGAUCCAUCGACAUUAGCACUCAGUUUAAGCUAUUGCAUUACCUUAACAGGUCUCUUUCAAUGGGGUAUAAGACAAUCAGCCGAAGCUGAAAAUUUCAUGACUAGUGCAGAACGUAUUCAUGAAUAUGGUCAACUAGUAUCAGAAAGUCAUCAAAACAAUGGUGACAACAAUGUUCCAAUACAACCAGACAAAGAUUGGCCUUCUCGUGGUAUUAUCGAAUUUAAAGAUUACACUUUUCGCUAUCGACCUGAGUUAGAUCCAGUGCUCAAAAAUCUUAAUCUACGGAUUGAAUCUAAGGAAAAGAUUGGAAUUAUUGGUCGGACAGGUGCUGGAAAAUCAUCACUUCUUCAAGCUCUUUUUCGGCUUGUCGAUCAGUCAGCAGUCAAUGGAUCUAUUCUCAUCGACGACAUUGAUAUUGGACGUUUAUCACUUAAUUAUCUUCGUUCUCGUAUAAGUGUUAUUCCACAAGUACCCAUACUCUUUUGUGGAUCUCUUCGAUACAAUAUUGAUCCAUUUAAACAAUUCACAGAUGAAGAAUGUCUUACAGCACUUGAAGCUGUUCAACUCAAAUCAUUGGUACGCAAUCAUAAUGAUGGGAUUCAUUUGUUGGUGGCUGAAUCUGGUGCAAAUUUGAGUGCUGGUGAAAGACAAUUGAUUUGCGUCGCUCGAGCCAUCUUGAAGAAGAGUCACAUAUUAUUAAUUGAUGAAGCCACUGCAAAUGUUGACUAUGCGACAGAUAAGAUGAUUCAAGAAGUCAUCGCUGACAAGUUUCGUGAUCGUACCAUAUUAACUAUUGCACAUCGAUUGAAUACUGUAGCCAACAGUGAUCGUAUUCUUAUGUUAGAACAAGGAGAGGUUGCCCACUUUGAUUCGCCUAGCAAUAUUAACCUGAUUUAA
This is a messenger RNA of Adineta steineri, 4746 nucleotides long. The record is from the annotation of a GenBank genome assembly. Lineage: Eukaryota; Metazoa; Rotifera; Eurotatoria; Adinetida; Adinetidae.